UCUCCGGCUCUGAUCAAGCUCUCUGCUGCUCCCAGCUUUUUUUUUUCAUCCUGGAUAACUUUUCAGCAGGUCCACGGGGAGUGACUGGGAACAGCCCGUGGGUGACCCAGGAACAAAAGCGGCGCGUGGAUAAAGUUUGAUGAAGUUUUACGCAUGAAGAGGGAACCGGUGUUUGACUGAGCCCCACUGACAUUGUAGAAAUGUUUGUUGACAUGUGACAAGGUUUAUUUAACAGAGAUCGGCAGGAUUGUUUUUGCUCCACGUGUGGACUCGUUGUGAUCGGGACUAUUUCGUUUGGAUUCCUAUGCUGGUUUCAGACAGACAUUGAGAGGCAGACUUGACAGCUUCGGCGCCCUCCACGCGUGUUUUCUCACCUCUCUCUUCCUCAAUCGUCUGUGGACUCCUGAGACCCAAAUCCCGCGUCCGGGUCGUGAGCAGCCCUACCAGACUCAUUCAGGUGUCGCUGACCCGAGCUGUUGUGAUGCAUAUUCCCGUAGAGCCGCCCACGACCAGACGGUUCACGCCGCCCUCCACGUCCUUCCCCUGCAGCAAGAUUGGAGACGGCAGCGCAGCUAUGGCCACCCCGGGGCCCCUCAGGCCAAGACCGGACACCAGGGAUGUGGUAGACGUCUUGGCCGACCACGCCGGCGAACUGGUCCGGACCGAUAGCCCCAACUUCCUCUGCUCAGUGCUCCCAUCCCACUGGAGGUGCAACAAGACGCUGCCGGUGGCUUUCAAGGUGGUGGCUCUCGGUGAUAUACCGGACGGGACUCUGGUCACCGUGAUGGCUGGGAAUGACGAGAACUACUCGGCCGAACUGAGGAACGCCUCCGCAGUGAUGAAGAACCAGGUGGCCCGGUUCAAUGACCUGCGCUUCGUCGGAAGGAGCGGACGAGGAAAAAGCUUUACUCUGACCAUCACUGUGUUCACCGGGCCUCCUCAAGUGGCCACUUACCAUCGAGCCAUCAAAGUGACCGUGGAUGGACCACGAGAACCACGCAGGCACAGAGUGAAGCUAGAAGACCCUCAGAAGAUGCAGUUCUCGGAAAGACUCUCGGAGAUCGAGCGGUACCGAUCUAUGCGGAUAGCACCGGUGAACAAUAAUCGGCCCAUUCACCAAAGCCACCUCAGCACCUCACAAGCUCUGUGGCCGGAGCAGAUGGACACUCCUAAUCUGAAGACUUGCAAAGUGGAGGAAGACUUGAGAACUUGGCCAGGGACUACGGACAUCUUCCAGCAGAGGACGACCUUCCCAUCUCUGUCACCACUGACGGACCCUCGCUUCUCAGAUCCCCGCAUGCACUACCCGGGGGCCUUCCCUUACUCCGCCAACACUUCCAGCACUGGCAUCAGUGGCCUCAGCAUGUCAGCUUCAUCCAGAUACCACACCUACCUGCCCCCUCCCUACACAAACAACCAGACCCAGAACUUCCAGUCCAACUCCUACCUGUAUUAUGGCGCAGGUUCCGGUUCUUACCAGUUUUCCAUGGUAGCUCCAGGAAACACCGGGGGAGAACGCUCUCCUACCCGCUUGCUUUCCUGCUCAGGGGCCGGGGGCACUGGAGGGACCAACAGUCUGAUGAACGCAGGCCUGAACACCCAGAGUGAAGGGGUGGAGGCCGACGGCAGCCACAGCAAUUCUCCCACAACCAUGAGUGCCUCUGGCCGCCUGGAUGAGUCCGUCUGGAGGCCUUACUGACUCACUGACAGCCAGGCAAUCCAGCGAAAGGAAGGAGUUGGUCAAGAGAGCUGAACGAAACAAGCUGAACACUGAAAGAACCAGAGAUGAUGCAUGUUCUGAUUGCUCACUGAAGACUCCUUCAACUCGCCGUGCAUUUUCUACGUUUUGAGUGAACUCUUGCACUGUUAUGAAUUCUCUAAACAUGAAGAUCAGCUGAACUGCAACGAGGAGAAGCCAUAGAAACAUUUCAGGAAAUGAGUGGAUCAAUAAGUUACAAGCCGAACAUUCACUGACUCAUCUGACUUGAUCCACUCACGCAGGGGAGAUGAGCGACUAAAUGUUUGUUCUUCAGUGACUCCAUCCGAAGCUGUAGAAAUCUGAGCUUUAGCCUCCCCAAAAUACUUUUGUCCAUUGGGAAAAAUAUCUUCUGUCUUUUCACUUACGUAGUACAUUAUUGCCUAAUUUAUGAUCCAAGCCAUCUGAGGAACAGUGACAAUCGAUGGAAAGGGGAGCAUAUUGGGCGUCACCACUCACAUGCUGCAUUGUUCUGGUUUCAAAACUCAGGCGUCACACCCUGUUGUGCCUACUCGCCAUUCAAUACAUCAUCAAAACUCCAAUCGCGUAUUUAAAACUGGAUGAUGACAGUUAACUUUAAAUAUUUAUUUGAGCCAAAUUCUGAGGAAAUGUAUGCAUACCCCUGUCUCCUUAAAUCAUUUCCUUCAACCUUUCCUUUUUUAUAAACACACACACACACAUAUAUAUAUAUAUAUAUGUUCUCGUAAAUGGUUGGAAUUUCUGUAAUAUAUUGAUAGUAAAUUAUGAAACAAACUUUCAUGUAAUUAUUAUUUCCAAUGUAGCUUUGAUGCACUAAAAACUUUCGAUUUUUCCGAAUGAACCACGCCCAAUGAUGACGCCUUUGAAAUGCUUUCCAAACUGCCUAUCUAUGCUGAAUACGCUUAAUUUUUUGCACUAUGUUUUCUGGUUUCCAUUUAUUAUCUGAAGAAAGAAAAAUGUUAAUGUACAUAUUUGACAAACCCUGAAAGUCUCUUUGCCAGCAUGCUAGGUGCUUUAAUAAUGUUUUUGAGAUUCAGUUGAUGGCAUAAUCUAUACUUCUAUUUAUUUCCUCUGAUUUGGUCAUCAUAUUGAGCUGGUUGUCACCGAGCUGCUGUCUUCCUCUGAAUCUAAAUCUUCUCAAAUAUGUAGAAGCUUUCCCUGCACUGACAGACAAACCUUAUGCUAGCUUGCUAGCGUACUUCAUUGUACUUACUCUUAUUCAAGUUGCAAUCCAUGCAGUUGCAUUUAUUUAUAACGCCCAUUCAAAGACGUGAUUCAAACAAUUGAUGAACAUACGCAUUGCAUUAGUGGCGUUAACAGAUAUAACACAUAAUACAAAGAGCUUUAUAAUGCGUGCAGUGCAUUUCUUUUUUAUGGUGACUCUCAUAUAAAAAAAAAAUCUGGUCUGAUGACUGCGAAUCAAGUAUAACAUGAGAAAACAGAUGGGAAAAAACCGAGGCCACAAUUAUAUUACAAAGGGCUACAAAACACUUGACACAAAACAUUACACAAAUCCCCGUAGCAUUAGCAACACAAACGCAAUGUUCUCAAGACACUUUUCAUGUCUGAUCAAGGGCUUUCAUGCCAUGGUUGCAGUUUUAGUAUUGCAACUCAUUUAAAUGCAAUAGAUUCCGUGAGCUUUUUCAAGGUAGGUAGGUAGCCUGUUUAUGCAUUUAUUAAAAAUGUAACCUAAGUAAACGCAUUCCUGCAUCACAGGUGUGUGUGUGUGUGUGUGUGUAUGGAUGCUUCUCUGCGUCUGUUUGUAGUCAACCCUGGAUGAGGAGGUGUGCAAGGAUGAGGUGUAGUUCAGAGAGGAACUACUCCUCCAUGAAUGGUCUCUUCUUACCAACAUGAAGGCAAUUAUGCAAAGGAAGCAAAAAAAAAACGGUGUUGUUGUGCAACGUCCCUUUGUUCUGUGAAGUCGGACUCUCUUUGAAGCUCCGAAUCUGUCUCUUUUUUUGUCUCAUUAACCGAUGCCCGGAGCUCCGACCUCUGCCAACAUUUCACACGGCUCCUCUUCAGCCAAACCUUUGUAUCAGAUGUCUACUGGGGAAAACAAACUAGGAGCAGAUUAGUUCUAGUCAUUGCUUUCAAGCACUUGCUGCUCAGGUCAUAAGUUAUGCAAGAUUUUAUUUUUAAAAAGGACCCUUUGGCUUGUUUAUCAUUCCUGUCGCUUUUUUGAUGAAGACAAAAAGCAUGUUCCCUUCCUCCUCCAGGAGUCUUUCCUUUGAGUGGAACUCAUGCAGCUAGAGAAGCCGUACGUCUUUGAGUGAGUGUGCGGCUCCUUCCAAAGAAAAACCAAAGACUUCCCAACUGCCUGCACUGAAUGAUCUCUGCUGUCAUUCUCAUCAGGACAUGUACAUUUGUUGUUGUUAUUGGAUCAAAGAGCACAAUGUUAAUUCUUCUGUUCUUUUUAAAAGAAUUCCCUUUCUCGUAUAUCUCUCCAUUUCUUAUUAUGCUCAAAGCAUGUACGUCUGAAAAUGUUAAUUUAAAAAAAACUGUUGUAUGUAAUUUCAUCAUUGAUGCUUCUGUAUUGAGUGCUUGUAAAGUUUGCCGAUA
Molecule: messenger RNA, 4294 nt
Organism: Synchiropus splendidus (mandarinfish)
Lineage: Eukaryota; Metazoa; Chordata; Actinopteri; Syngnathiformes; Callionymidae
Gene: runx3
Product: RUNX family transcription factor 3
Exons: 6
Coding region: 482-1699 (405 amino acids)
Biological process (GO): neuron differentiation; regulation of cell differentiation; hemopoiesis
Cellular component (GO): nucleus
Molecular function (GO): RNA polymerase II cis-regulatory region sequence-specific DNA binding; ATP binding; DNA-binding transcription factor activity, RNA polymerase II-specific
Source: RefSeq, a predicted model, not a curated record